AUGUAUACCAUAACAAUCUUAUUGAUUACUAUUGUUAUUUCUACUGUACAACCAGCUCCUCCUCGAUCCGCAACAAAAUUAACCUUUAUUCCUGAUGACAAGUAUCUGCCUCUUCGAAAAGAAGUCACAAUUAAAUGCGAAAUAAUUAAUCCAAGCGAUCAUACUGAACCUCCUCAAUUGUGGCAUGUUGACUUGAAAACUGGCAAACGAACAUCAAUAUCGCGGGCAUUAUUAACAAAUCCGAUGGAAGAUGCACCAGAUGUAUUCAAAAACAAUAAAAAUCAACGUUAUUCAUACGUAAAUAAAAAUAAUAUACGUAUACGAGAUUUACAACCAGAAGAUUCAGCUCGAUAUGAAUGUGAUUGUCCGGAUUGUGCCGAUGCCAUAGCAAGUCAAAACCGAACAUUAUCUGUUAUGAAAUUGAGUACACCAAAAUGGGAAGUCGGACCGGGUUGGCCAUUGCAUGAAGAGUCACAAGCAAAAAUAAAAUGUGAAGUGAAUGAUUUUUUUCCAUAUGUUGGACAUAAAAUUCUUCGCAAUCAUAUCGACAUAACAAACGACGGGAAAAGUACAUCAGCGCUGAGUAAUAGUGGUUAUCCACAAAAAUUCGUUUGGGAAGCAACGAUAACAGUGGGCGCUGAAUGGCAUAACUCAACAAUCUAUUGUAAUGUACUUCAAGGAAAUGAUGAACAACAAGCAAGUAAAGUAAUAGAGGUUCUGUUUGCUCCACGUUUUGGUAAAUGUGAUGAAAGUCAAUUUGUUGAUUCGCAAAAAAAUCUCUCGACCAUCGAAUGUUCGUAUAGUGGCAAUCCUCAGCCAACAUUAAUAUGGAGUCGUCAAACAGAUAAAAAAGCAUUAACACCGGAUAUGGGCAUUACAAUUGAGGUUAAAAAUGAAACAUUAGGAAAAUAUAAAAGUAUUGUUACAUUCAGUCGUGAUAAAUUAAUCUCAGUACCAUUAGCAACGAAAACGAAUGGACAGGGAAAUAAAACCGAAGAGAAUUUCUAUCAACAAUUACUAAACGACGGUUUUAUUGUACAAUUAAAUGUUAACGGUAAUGAUAAAGGAAAACGAGUUAUAACUAUUGUACGUGAUGCAAAUCAAAUACGAUCAUUGCCAUCCGAUGGUUCGACGAUAUACUCAUUUUCAUCUAUGUUAUUAUCAUUUUUAUUAAUCGUAUAUAUUAAUCAGCGUUAA
Molecule: messenger RNA, 1197 nt
Organism: Rotaria socialis
Lineage: Eukaryota; Metazoa; Rotifera; Eurotatoria; Philodinida; Philodinidae
Source: the annotation of a GenBank genome assembly